This is a messenger RNA of Cercopithifilaria johnstoni, 4992 nucleotides long. The record is from the annotation of a GenBank genome assembly. NCBI's taxonomy places the organism in Eukaryota, Metazoa, Nematoda, Chromadorea, Rhabditida, Onchocercidae.
AUGAGUAAGCUGGAAAGUUGUAUUGUUGGUGCAACGGUUGGGACAAAUCACAUCAUACCAUCUAUUACUUUCGAUAAUAUUAAUCAUUCCAAUAUGUAUAAACGAUCACGCGGUUUUCCGUUACCUAUAACACCGAGUGAUUCGUAUACAUCCAGUAUCCAAGUUAUUGGCACUAAAAAUUCCAAAAUAGAAACUGUUUCCUGGACAACACUGCCACGAGGAUGGGAUGUUUUCCGUUCAUUGCCAUUGCCACCGGAUAACCUGAGUCGAGGCUUCUGGUACGAUGUAAGCUUGCAAGUAUUAAAAAUAACCUGUUUUUGUGUCCUCUUCAUUCUAACACUAUUAAGUGCCAUAAUUGCAAAGGCAACAUUUCUACUGAUGACCUCAGCAAUUGGUACCAUCAAGAUGAAUCUGACCAUUUGCAACGAUAAAAUCCCCGAAAGUCCUACUAAUCAAGUUGAAGUAUUACCAGUACAUGUCGUAAAAUGGGUUUGGGCAGUUUAUAUUUCGUUAUGCAUUCCGGAACUACAAUGCUUCAUCUGUUGCAUUCAUCGAGCUUUCUUCCGGAAUGUCAAAAAGCCGACAUUUGUACAAUUUAUUGCUGUUUUUAUUGUGGAAACUUUAAAUGCCAGUGGUGUUGGUAUAUUAGCGCUUAAAAUAUUACCUAAUUUGGAUGCCAUUGCUGGUGCAAUGCUUACUAAUUUUGCAUGUUUCGUGCCAAGCAUUUUGUUGCUAUUAAGUCGUCGGCCAAAUCGUUUAGCCAUAUUAUUUAUGGCCGCUGAUUUUUUUUGCAUAAUUGUACAAAUUGUCGCAUUAUGGGCGCUACCGGAUCUAAAUGUAUCAUUUCAAAAAUUUAAAUUUAUUUUACCAUUAUGUUUGAUAUUAAUAUCACUCGGUUGGUGGCAAAAUUUUGUACACAUUGAAAGUGCCUUAGCACCAAUUCGAGCACUUGCACGAUUUGCUGUAACGUUAAAUGAACGGCGAUCAAAAACUUAUGUUUUGAUAUCUAUUUGGAAAUGUAUUGUGUAUUUACUUAUGGUAUUUUUAGUACUUACCAAUAACAUAUCGCCGAAAGAUCUCUUCGAAAAUGAUCCAUUUGGAGAAAAACUAUUAACAAUAACUGCCCGACAUUUGAAUCAAACUCAAAUCAACAAAUUUUAUGAUCGUAUGGAAAUGGAAAUGGCUAAUAAUGAGAACGCCGAAGUUCCAACUACACCUACUUUGAAUUUCGUGGGGAUGCAAAUGAUGAAACCAUCUAUUAUAUUAAAAGAUCAUGGUAGCCGUAAUCUAACCAAUCAAUGGAAUAAGCGUAAUUUUCGAUUCUUUUCUGAUCAGAGCCAAUCGAUACAUCUAAAACAACCAUUAUCAUCUCCAUUAUCACCAACAGUACAAUCCUUUCCAAUUCAAGAGAUGAACAAACAGGAUGAUCACAGUAUGAUAUCAACAGUUGACAUCUUCAAAUUUAACGAAUCACCUGAGAAUUCAAUUAAAGAAGAAUCUGUAAAAUCUUUCAAAAGUCAAAAAAAGCGAACGAUUAAUAAUGAUGACGAUGAAUAUGAAAUGCCACCAAAUACCUAUAACAUAUACGAUGAUUAUGUGGAAUUAAAUCAGUAUACAACUCCGUUCGAUGCUCUUUGGAUUGUACUCAUCCAGGCUAUUGCUGUGAUACUUACCUAUCAUACUUCAAAAUUUGCUUGCAAAGUAAUGCUACAACGAACAUGCUUUGCAUUACCGGUGGCGCUUAGUGUUCCGGCAACUGUUGCUUUGUUAUUCACAAUGUGUACGAAACGGUAUACUGAUUCUUGUCACUCAACUAAUUUUCUUCCUAGAGAAUUAUUCUGGAAAUGUGACACAGCAAAGAGUUUGUCGGAAUUUUUCCUUUCACCAUUGACACAAAUUUGGCUUGCUGUUUUGAUGGUGCAGUUUUGGAUAACAAUACACCUUUGGAGGCCACGUCAGGAAAGACUUGCCAAGACAGCUAAAUUGUUCAUUCUUCCUUACAAUAGCGCUCUAUUCACUGAUCAAUGUUUGGCAUUAAAUCGACGAUGUGAUGAUAAAACAAAAAUUCGAACUGAGGAUCUGGAUUUCGAUGCGGAAGAGUUGUCAACUACACGUGAUAUAAAUAUUGGAUUAACGUAUGCAAAGCCAAUUGCAUCACUUUCAAGUACUUCCACGAGUAAAGUAAUCGAAACAGCUAUGAUAAAGGAAAUGGCAUCAUCAGCAGAUGCGGUGACAAAAAUUUACGUUUGCGCAACAAUGUGGCAUGAAACAGCGAUCGAGAUGACUUGUAUGUUGAAAAGUAUCUUCCGUCUUGACGAGGAUCAAUGCGCCAGAAGAAACGCUCAGAAAUAUCUUAAAAUCAUAGAUCCAGAUUAUUAUGAAUUCGAAGCGCACAUAUUUUUUGAUGAUGCUUUUGAUAUCAACGAAUAUGGUGAGCCGGUGAUAAAUAAAUUUGUCCAACAACUCGUUGAUAAAAUUGAUGAAGCAGCCAGUGCGUUACAUCAAACGCAAAUGAGACUAAAACCACCGAAAAAAAUUUCAACUCCAUAUGGUGGACGUUUGAGCUUUAUUAUGCCUGGCAAAAAUAGACUAAUGAUACAUUUGAAAGAUAAACAAAAGAUUCGACUUCGAAAGCGUUGGAGUCAGGUGAUGUACCUGUAUUAUUUACUUGGCUAUCAGUUAAUGAUGAAGGUGGACGAUGAAGUAAGGAAAGAAAUAAUUUCGGAGAAUACAUUCAUUCUAACCUUAGAUGGUGAUGUCGACUUCUCGCCACAAUGUGUUCAUCUGCUUGUUGAUUUGAUGAAAAAAGAUCGACGUCUUGGAGCAGCUUGUGGUCGAAUACAUCCACGUGGAUCAGGUUUGAUGAUAUGGUACCAAAAAUUUGAAUAUGCAAUUGGUCAUUGGUUACAGAAAGCAACAGAACAUAUGAUCGGUUGCGUACUUUGUUCACCCGGUUGCUUCUCGUUGUUCCGAUCAUUGGCUCUAAUGGAUGAUAAUGUUACCAGAAGAUAUGCAUCAAAGGCUGAAAAUCCGGUUGAUUUUAUUCAAUAUGAUCAGGGUGAAGAUCGUUGGCUAUGUACUUUACUUUUGCAGCGAGGUUACCGGGUUGAGUAUUGUGCAGCAUCAGAUGCUCUAACUUAUGCACCAGAAGGUUUCAAUGAAUUUUUCAAUCAGCGCCGUCGCUGGAUACCUUCAACAUUAGCAAAUAUUAUCGAUCUGUUGCAAGAUUAUAAAAAUGUUAUCAAUGUGAACGAAUCAAUUUCCAUUUGGUAUAUAUUAUAUCAAUGCAUAAUGCUAAUCUCAUCAAUUCUUGGCCCAGGGACAAUCUUCCUGAUGGUUGUUGGUGCCUUAUCAAUAUCAUUUAACAUUGAUACCUCUUUAUCAUUGUUUAUUGUCACCGUACCAGUUGCAACAUUUUGCACUAUGUGUUUCAUUAGUGAUUCAGAAAAACAGCUAAUAGCGGCACAACUUAUCGGCGCACUAUUUGCUAUGCUAAUGACAGCUGUAAUUGUUGGAACAAUGAUACAAAUGCAAAAAGAUGGCAUUAUGUCACCACAUUCCAUAUUCUUACUUGUCGUCAUUGGAAGUUUCAUCAUCGCGGCUGUAUUACAUCCAUUGGAAUUUACUUGCAUAACACCGGGAAUUUUAUACUUCUUGGCAAUACCAUGCAUGUAUAUGUUACUCCCAAUCUAUAGCUUAUGCAAUUUGAAUAAUGUUGCUUGGGGGACACGAGAAAAUCCAAAAGAAGAAGGAAAAGAUCCUACAAGAGAGAAAUGCGGCAAGCAUAUUGACCUUAUCAGUAAUAAUCCUACUAAUGAGGCGGAUGGUGAAAUAUCGGUUGGUUGUGGACCAGCAUGCCGUCUAAUAUGUUGUUUGAGGGAUAAAUCAACGGAAAUAGCGCAGAUUUGGCAAUUGAAUGGAAAAAUAAAUGAAAUGAUGGAUAAAUUGGAUCGAAUUGAACGGCAACCAACAGGAAUAUUACCUCGAACGGUUUAUACAACAGCACCAGCAAACAAUUCCGAAUCACCGAAAUGGGAGGAUAAUUCAAUUAAGGAAGAUCAGGCAGAAAUAGAAGAUGAUCGUGAUAUAACUAAUCAAUCAGCUUUUGUUAUGCGUAAUCGUAAAUGGAAUUCCAAAAUGAGCGAAGUAUGGUUGAAUGACAAAUGUAUUCAAAGAGCGGAGAAAGAUUCGUUGGAUCCGGAUGAGGAAAUUUUUUGGAAUGAUGUUAUCAGCAAAUAUCUAGCACCAAUUAUUCAUGAUCAGUUAGAGCAAAAGCAUAUCAGAGCCGGUCUUGUGCUAUUAAGAAAUAAGGUUUGUUCUGGAUUUUUCAUGGUAAAUACCGUAUUUAUCAUCACUGUGCUUUUGCUACAACUACAAAAAAAUUGCAUUCAUAUCGAAUGGCCAUUAGGCCCACGUUAUAAUCAUACAGUCAUUCCGUGCAAAACGGAUAUUCGGGAACCAAUCUGGAUGGUUACACGACUACAACUGGAGCCAAUCGGACUUGUCUUUCUACUUUUCUUCAUGUCCAUUCUUAUUAUUCAGUUCAUAGGAAUGUUAUUACAUCGUUUUGGUACUAUGGCACAUAUAAUAGCGUCGACACAACUAUUUUGUUGGCGUAAACGUGUAGAUCGUUUGACGGAAGAUGAAUUGGUUGUGCAAAAUGCGGUUGAAAUAGCACGCGAACUACAAGCCAUUCGCGGAGUUGACGAACCCGAUGAAAAUGCUCCAUCGGAAGAGCAAGCGAUCUCACGUCGAAAUAUUGUUCGCAAUUUGGAAUCUUCCAAGCGUUCAAUGUAUCGACCAAAGACGGAAACACUUGACGCCGCAUUCAAGAAACGUUUCUUUGCACUGUCAAGUAACAAAGCAAUUGAUCGUUCCAGUAGUGAAAGGCGUUUGACGUUGCGUCGAGAUACAAUUCGUGCUAUCGAACGACGUCGGAAUUCGAUUUUCGGAAAUCAGCAACCAAAUGAGGCAACUUUGUUAAUAAAUUGA